This is a messenger RNA of Hydractinia symbiolongicarpus, 1798 nucleotides long. Its product is annotated as beta-1,3-galactosyltransferase 1-like. NCBI's taxonomy places the organism in Eukaryota, Metazoa, Cnidaria, Hydrozoa, Anthoathecata, Hydractiniidae. Gene Ontology annotation, molecular function: hexosyltransferase activity. The record is from RefSeq and is a predicted model, not a curated record. Gene Ontology annotation, cellular component: membrane. Bases 371 to 1588 code for a protein of 405 amino acids. The transcript has a single exon.
AAUUAAUUUUCACGAAUUUUAUAACUUUGUAAAUAAAUUGUCGCGAAAAAAGUUUCUUGCGAAAAGUGGAACAAGGUUUAGAUCUGGGAACGCGGUUGAGAUCUGAGAACAAGAUUUAUUUUGCUUGUUUUUAAACAGCAUUAAGAUUAACUUGUGUGCAUAUUGUGGCAGUAGACCGAAAAUGUAAUUCUGCAUGAUAUGUCACGGUUGAUCGUUUUGAAGCGGCUCUCGUUCGUUUUAUUAGUUAAUUUCGCACGAUGCGUUAACAUGGCUCAAUCUGCGGUGGAGAACAUAUAUACAAUAUGGCGGCACAUAGUGAGUAUAAUAUUUUUAGUAAGUAUGUGAUACUUUUCACCAUUUUUGAUUUGUCAUGAAUUUCGAGAUUGGUAAAAGUAAAAUGAAUAGAUGUUGGUUUAAAAUUAUAUUUUCCAUUCUUUUAACCAUCUACUUGUUAAAGGGACUCAUCACUUUUCUUUCUUUAUCAAAUGGAAAUUCGUUCUUGAAAAUUAAAACGAAAUUUUACAACAUCAAAAGAACGCUUAUCAACUUAGACAGCAUGGAUAAGCAUUUGAAGCAACUGGAAGAUAUUUAUGAGCAGAACGUGCGAGAGUUUUAUCGAAUAUAUAACAAUUACUACAAGCCAAGACUUACAGAUGCUUUUCAUACUCCGAGCAGCAGGCCGUUAAAUUUAAACGGCGUUAAGCCAUCUUGCGCUAAUAGACCGUACCUUUUAAUUCAAGUUCAUUCGGCGCCUUUAAACGUCAAGAAACGCCUUGCAAUACGUUACAGUUGGGGCGCUGAAUAUAACGCCUUUAACACUAUCGAGAUAAAUAAAAGCAAGCAUCAUGUAAACAGAGCGUUCCAAACUGUUUUUGUGAUUGGACGUAGUGGAAUACAUGGUGUAAACAAGGUCUUAUUAGAAGAGUCAAAAGCUUACAAAGAUGUGCUUAUAACAAAUUUUACGGAUUCUUACCGGGGAUUGUCACGAAAGACGGUUUAUGCAUUGAAGUGGGCUUCUAAUAAUUGUCUUCCAAUGUACAUGUUAAAAACGGACGACGAUUGUUACGUUAAUGUGAAAAACAUAAUACAAUAUUUGACUAAUAAUUUCAAUCCAGUGAAUCUAUACACGGGACGAAUACAGUGGUUCAUGCCGGCUAAUCGAGACACAACUAGUAAAUUUUACGUUUCAGAGAAAGAUUAUCCACACUUUUUACUACCCCCGUAUGCAUCCGGAGGAGGGUAUUUAUUUUCGGGAGCGGUUAUACCACGGCUUGUUAAUGCUAGCAAACAUAUCAAACUGAUUCCAAAUGAAGACGCAAACUUUGGUAUAUUAAUGCAUUCGUUGAACAUAAAACCCGUCGAAAACAUUCGCAUUUUACCGUAUAUAUACUGUAACGAAUCGAUUUGGAUUCGGCCAACUUGCGAUUUUCUAUCGCCUUUUGUAGUACACGGCGUGCAAAACUAUGCCCAAAUAUGGGUGCAUCAUAACGUAAAAAUAUUAAAUAAAAUCUCAGGUAUAUGCAAGCAAUCUUUGAAAUAUCGGCGUCAUUUAAGGCCACCGUUAUAUUGUCCAACGGAUAAUAGUUGACUGAACCAACACGAAUUUAUCAUCAUGAUGUCACUACAAAGUUAGUCAAGCAUCAUUCGAUGAACAAAAGGUGUGCCAGAAAAUAGAAGACAAUUGAUGUUAUUUUCAUUAAUUUUUUUUUGUAAAUUCUCUUUCAAUUCUUAUAUAUUUUACCGAAAGCAUACAAGUUGCCAAGCAACGUAAAUACAACAACGAAGUAGCACCACUAAA